AUGUCAGUGGCGUCCACUCAUGGCCGUUAUUUUAUUCCACAUCAUGCCGUGUGUGGCGCCGAUGAAAAAUUCCGCGUAGUGUUCGACGCGUCCGCUUCGGUUGCUGAUGGAUCGUCACUAAAUACAUCGUUAUUCCCGGGUCCGAAGUUACAACGGGACAUCGUGGAUGUGCUAACGUGUUUUCGUUUGUUCCGUCACGCGUUUACGACCGAUAUUUGUAAAAUGUACAGACAGAUUAUGGUCCUUCCGCAAUAUCGUGCGUAUCAACAUAUUCUGUGGCGACCGUCCCCGCAUAUGGAGCUCGUCGAGUACGAGUUGAAUACCGUAACGUACGGCGUAAAUUGUGCGCCGUUUCUCGCUCUACGCGUACUGCAAGAGGUCGCUGAAGUCGAUUGUCGWAAUUCUACCAGAUCAUGCGACGCGUUGCGUCAUCAAACGUACGUCGACGACAUUUGUUACGGUGCCGAUACCGCGGUCGAGGCGCUUAGCGUUCAGGCGGAAUUGAUAUCCGUCCUCGCUGGUGCGGGGUUCGAGUUGCGCAAGUGGUCCAGCAACACCGCCGCCGUCCUACACGCUGUUCCGGACGAGUUCCGGGUGGUAAAAUCGACAACGUUUGCCGGUGAUGAGGGCGCUGAUACCAAGGUUCUCGGUUUGUCGUGGUAUACAGACGGCGAUUAUUUCGGUUGUGAACCUCGCAUAGAUGACGCAAUUGUAUUUACCAAGCGCGGCAUUUUGUCAUUAACAGCACGUUUUUUCGACCCGUUAGGUUUGUUUGCGCCGUCCAUCUUCCUUGCCAAGCAUAUUAUGCAACGCACAUGGCAGUCCGAGUGUACGUGGGACCAGCGUUUGCCUACCGAUAUCCGCGCAGAUUGGUCGCAGUUCGUCGACGAACUACCCGCGUUAGCCAACGUGCGUGUUCCGCGCUAUUUAAAUACAACCGCCGGAGCUCAGUGUUCGUUGUAUGGAUUCUGCGACGCGUCGCAACGCGGCUAUGCCGCGGUAGUGUUUUUGCGCACCCAUGAUGCCCCACGCGCAUCGUCGGUCAUGUUGGUCGGUUCCAAGACCAAAUUGGCGCCGCUUAAACCGUUAUCGAUUCCGAGGCUCGAGCUGAAUGCCGCCGUAUUAUUAUCGCGCUGGAUGAGCCGAAUAUUUUUAUUAUUAAAUACGCGCAUCGACAUCAUUGACAUGUGUGCCUGGACGGAUUCGUCGAUUGUAUUGUCAUGGUUAACAGUGCCCCACGACACGUUCAAGCAAUAUGUGUCGAACCGUGUUCACCAGGUACAAACGUUGUUACCAAGUUGUCAAUGGCGUCACGUCAGCUCGGAGAUGAACCCAGCUGAUUGUGCGUCCCGUGGGUUGAUGCCGUCUGAGUUGCCGCACCACAAGUUAUAUUGGCAAGGGCCCGACUUUCUCCGAGACCCUCCACAUGAAUGGGGGAGCGACAUCGCGCGUUUGUCCGUUGCGGAAUUGCCUGAAGUAAAAUCCAUGGCCCCCGCAGUUUGUCUUGCCGCACCUACAGUCGAAUGGUUCACGCGUUUCUCGUCGUACGACGAACUUAUACGUGUGGUCGCGCGUGUGCGCCGUUUUAUCGAUAUUUGUCGCCGACGUCCCGUCGAGAGAUCGACUGCGCUUACUCGAGUGGAGCUCAACGGUGCAACUCGUGCGGUAAUCGCUGCGUCUCAACGUGUCACAUUUCCGACAUUAGUCAGCGAUUUGCAGAAAUUACGUCGCUUAGCUUCCAAGCCGUUGGCACGGCUGUGUCCGUUCGUCGACUCCGAAGGUAUAAUCCGCGUCGGUGGACGCCUACGUCAUUCAGAGUUGCCGUACGAUUGUCGACAUCCAAUUUUGUUAGCUAAAGGCUCGUACCUCGCGCUGUUAGUGUGUCGCCACUGGCACAAAGUCACUGGUCAUUCGGGACCACGUGUAAUGACUUCAUUGAUACACCGGCAAUAUUGGAUUGUGUCGCUGCGUUCCGUUAUCCAUUCCGUCGUUAGUCAAUGCACACGUUGCGUGCGCCUCCGUGCGUCUAUCCCCACGCCGGUCAUGGCGGAUUUACCAGAAGCACGGGUGUCGCAAUGUCGUCCGUUUUCCAGUGUCGGCGUUGAUUAUGCCGGGCCUAUAGCUAUGCGCGAAAAUAAACUACGAAAAUCUAGGACGUACAAGGCAUAUAUAGCAGUAUUC
Diuraphis noxia (Russian wheat aphid) is the source of this 2181-nucleotide messenger RNA. RefSeq lists its product as uncharacterized. Gene Ontology annotation, molecular function: nucleic acid binding; zinc ion binding. Lineage: Eukaryota; Metazoa; Arthropoda; Insecta; Hemiptera; Aphididae. The record is from RefSeq and is a predicted model, not a curated record. Gene Ontology annotation, biological process: DNA integration.